Molecule: messenger RNA, 7308 nt
Organism: Mizuhopecten yessoensis (Yesso scallop)
Lineage: Eukaryota; Metazoa; Mollusca; Bivalvia; Pectinida; Pectinidae
Product: host cell factor 1-like
Exons: 22
Coding region: 13-5262 (1749 amino acids)
Biological process (GO): chromatin remodeling; regulation of DNA-templated transcription
Cellular component (GO): histone methyltransferase complex
Molecular function (GO): transcription coactivator activity; protein binding
Source: RefSeq, a predicted model, not a curated record
GGUAAAACAAAUAUGGCGGCACCCAUCUUGAAAUGGAAGCGCCUUACCAACGUUUCUGGACCGUGCCCACGACCUCGGCACGGACAUCGGGCUGUUGCAAUCAAGGAAUUAAUGGUAGUUUUCGGUGGUGGAAAUGAAGGAAUCGUUGACGAACUACACGUUUAUAACACAGCCACCAACCAAUGGUUUGUGCCUGCAGUACGGGGUGACAUCCCACCUGGAUGUGCUGCCUAUGGCUUCAUAUGCGAUGGUACCAGAAUUCUAGUGUUUGGUGGAAUGGUCGAGUAUGGAAAAUACUCCAAUGAACUUUAUGAACUCCAGGCCAGUCGUUGGGAAUGGAAAAGACUAAAACCAAAACCUCCAAAAAGUGGCGCUCCUCCCUGUCCGAGAUUGGGACAUUGCUUUACACUACUAGGAAACAGUGGUUACCUGUUUGGAGGUUUGGCCAAUGACAGCGAAGAUCCUAAGAACAAUAUACCUAGAUAUCUUAAUGAUCUGUAUGUGUUGGAGCUAAAACCUAACUCAUAUGCACUGUCCUGGGACCUACCAGUGACAAUUGGCCAGCCCCCACCUCCUAGGGAGUCUCACACCUGUGUGGGGUAUGCAGAGAAGGACGGCAAACGGCCACGCCUUAUCAUCUAUGGUGGCAUGAGUGGUUGUCGCCUUGGAGACCUGUGGCAGCUUGAUAUCGACACUUACACAUGGACGAAGCCGGUAGUACAAGGAAUCGCUCCUCUCCCCAGGAGUUUACACUCCUCCACUGUCAUAGGAAACCGAAUGUUCGUGUUCGGCGGAUGGGUACCUUUGGUGAUGGAUGAUGUCAAAGUCGCCACACACGAAAAGGAGUGGAAGUGUACCAACACGCUAGCCUCACUCAAUCUAGAUUCAAUGAUGUGGGAGCCCCUUGCCAUGGAGGUGUUUGAAGAUGCUCUGCCACGUGCCCGAGCAGGCCACUGUUCAGUGUCUAUCCACUCGCGUCUCUACAUCUGGAGUGGGCGGGAUGGCUACAGGAAGGCUUGGAACAAUCAAGUUUGUUUCAAGGAUCUCUGGUUUCUUGAGACGGAGAAACCUCCAGCACCGUCGCGCGUACAGUUAGUGCGUGCCAGUACUAAUACACUGGAGGUGUGUUGGGGUGGAGUCCCCACGGCUGAUGCCUAUCUCCUACAGCUUCAGAAGUACGACUUGCCCCCUGCUCAGGCCAUGACCCCUACUGCUGUUCCCCAGACCAACCCCCUAGUCAAGGCCAUUGCCUCGCCCACCACCCCAAACAUCAUUAGGACACCCACACAUGGAAUAACCCAGAUCCGUUCUGUUGCGGGGGCUUCAGCCCUGGGUUCUGUGGCAAUCAACUCCCCGCAGACAAUCCGAGUUACUGCUGUUGCGGCUCGCCAGAAGACGCCUAUAACCAUGACGCCAACAAGUAACAUCCGCGUUGCCACCCCACAAGUUGUGAACGUCACUCAGGCUGGCCAGAGAGUUCCAACUAUUGUAUCAUCGGGUGGUGGUCAGAUGACUGGUAUCGCGGCUCUGGCUGCUGCGGCGGCUGCCACACAGAAGAUUCCUGGUACAUCUAGUACCACAACAACACCGGUGUCUGGCAUCAAGGUUGUCACACCAACGAUUGUGACACCUCAGGGUGUCAAAGUCACACCAGUUCCUGGAAAACUAGGUACACAGACAGUACGUGUGGCCACCCCUGGGUCUACCAUCCUCAAGACUCCCGGCAGCAUCCAGCAGACUAUUGGCGGCAAACAAAUCAUCACUGUACACAAGGCAGGGGGCGGCUCAAGUACCGGUCAACCCCAGAUUGUCACCCUUGUCAAGACAAACCAGGGCAUGCAAGUUGCUACAACAAAAGGACCCCUUCCACAAGGUGCCACAAUUGUGAAGCUGGUGACGACCCAGGGGAGUGGUACUGGUAAACCUACUGCUAUCCUCACGACUAGCCAAGCCGGCCAGACACCGUCCACGAUACUGGGCAUCAGUAGCGUGCAGCCCCAGGGCACUGCCACACGGACGGGAGUUACAAAAACCAUCAUCAAGACCAUCCCAUCCUCCAUGCUAUCGAUGGCACGCUCUGGUUCGGCUACGAUUACGACACAGGCUGGUCAAAAAACAAUUGUCAUUGCAGCUCCCAAGGGAUCCACUGGUGGGCUUCAUCACUCAACCCCUACAAAAAUAAUAACAUCGGUGCCAAAGAUGGGUGGGGGGACAGGCAAUACACAGUUCAUUGUGGUCAGCCCUCAGACCAGUGUGGGUCAAGGAAUGACGACUCUCACAGCAGGAGGUAAGCCACUGACAGUGACAACCCUGCCAGCAUCCUCGGCUGCUGCUCUCAACAUCGCUGGUACAUCUCAGGUUGUCUCUGCUACCAUGUCUCCCAUUGCAGCCAAACCCAUGGUCAACAUCGUCUCCUCAAAUGCAAGCCAGCUUGGUGGCACCGUUCUAAAGACGAUCACAGCAUCCCCUGCUGCCCUGGCCUCGGCCACCACAGCGGCCACCAGUCUCCUGUACACCACCACCACCCCCAGUGCCACUCCAUCCACUCCUACAAUCUCUCUCAUCGCCCAGCCAUCCAUAUCCCAUGCACCUGUUACCAUGACCACACAGGCUGUCGCAGCUAGCGCAGUGACUGGUGGUCAGAAACCAGUCCAGAUAACCAUCACUCCUGCAGCCCCUCAGAGCGCCACUCAAUUUGCAGGAAGUCCCAUAAUAAUCUCUCAACCUAUGGCAACCAAACCUGCUGCUAGACCAGUUCAACAAGCUCCUUGUACAGAUGGACAUAAUUGCCCUGGAGAUGAAACGCCAAAAACAACAGGUGUGUGCACUGAUGGACACAAUUGCCCUGGAGAUGAAACGCCACAAACAGGUGUGUGUACUGAUGGACAUAAUUGCCCUGGAGAUGAAACGCCACAAACAACAGGUGUGUGCACUGAUGGACAUAAUUGCCCUGGAGAUGAAACGCCACAAACAACAGGUGUUUGCACUGAUGGUCAUAAUUGCCCGGGAGAUGAACCACCACAAACAACAGGUGUAUGCACUGAUGGUCAUAAUUGCCCAGGAGAUGAAACGCCACAAACAACAGGUGUUUGCACUGAUGGUCAUAAUUGCCCAGGAGAUGAAACACCACAAACAACAGGUGUCUGCACAGACGGCCAUAAUUGCCCAGGAGAUGAUCCACCUACACAAACAACAGGUGUCUGUACAGACGGACAUAAUUGCCCCGGAGAUGAUACACCUACUCAAACAACAGGUGUAUGUACUGACGGACAUAAUUGCCCAGGAGAUGAUCCACCUACACAAACAACAGGUAUCUGUACAGACGGGCAUAAUUGCCCCGGAGAUGAUCCACCUUCUCAAACAACAGGUGUAUGUACUGACGGACAUAAUUGCCCUGGAGAUGAUACACCUACACAAACAACAGGUGUCUGUACAGACGGGCAUAAUUGCCCCGGAGAUGAUCCACCUACACAAACAACAGGUAUCUGUACAGACGGACAUAAUUGCCCUGGAGAUGAUCCACCUGCACAAACAACAGGUGUAUGUACAGACGGACAUAAUUGCCAUGGAGAUGAUCCACCUGCACAAACAACAGGUGUAUGUACUGAUGGACAUAAUUGCCCUGGAGAUGAAACGCCACAAACAGGUGUGUGUUCUGAUGGACAUAAUUGCCCUGGAGAUGAUCCAUCUACACAAACAACAGGUGUCUGUACAGACGGGCUUAAUUGCCCCGGAGAUGAUCCACCGUCUCAAACAACAGGUGUAUGUACUGAUGGACAUAAUUGCCCUGGAGAUGAUCCACCAGUACAGACAACAAAUGUUAGCAUUGAAGGGCAAAAUAUUGCUGGAGGUGACACCACACCACAGAUUCCAGCUACUGGGGCUGCUGUACAACCAGCUGCAGAAACACCUACAAUCAGCCAGUCAUCAAUGGAAACGUCCGUCUCAAUGAGCCAGGCUGCACUGGAUGCAUCAACUGUUAAUGUACCAGAGCAUUUACCAGCUGCACUGCUCCAGGAGUCAGACACAAAACCUGAAGCCAUGGACACCUCAAUCACAGAGGCAUCCCCUAUGCCACCUGCCCAGCUGUUACAGACAGCCCCUAGUGAGGAAAAUAAGGAGGAGCCUAUGGACACGCUGUCAAAUGCAGCAGCCUUGUCUCUGCCAGCACCGACCCCUAUCAUUGACACCACCCCUCUGGGUGUCCUCUCCUCCGUGUCUCAGGGCAGUCCUGCCAUCAGCACAGCAGCAUCCUUGGCCACUGCUGCAGCAGCCAACACCCUCGCUGGCAUGGAUGCUCUCGCAGCUGUCGCCAACUCUGUGUCAGAUCCUUUGGCUACUCUGGCCAGUGCAGCUAUUUCCUCGGCCAGUACGGUAGCUCCCCAGGUCAAAGUGGAACCAGGUGUGAUAGGUGUGAAGAUUGAGUCGGAUCUCAAACAGGAGAGUAAGGCAGAAAUUCCAGCAGUUAAGAUGCCGACCACGCCAGUUAAGAAGGACGCUCACCAAUGGUAUGAUGUGGGCAUCAUUAAGGGCACUUCCUGUGUUGUGGCACAUUAUUAUCUGUCCUCGGACAACGUGCAGGGCAACGGUGAUGUCGUCAACACAAAGCAGGAUAUUGAUGUUGUAAGCAUACCCGACCAUAGUGUCCUCAAGAAACAAGAGUUACUUCCAGGCACUGCAUAUAAAUUCCGUGUGGCCGGAAUCAAUGCCUGUGGCCGUGGAACUUUCAGCGAGAUCUCUGCAUUUAAGACCUGUCUCCCUGGAUAUCCUGGUGCCCCAUCUGCCAUCAAAAUCAGCAAGGUGGGCUUAAAAAGUGCGGAAGGUGCACAUCUAUCAUGGGAACCCCCACAGAACACCGCCGGCCGUAUCACCGAGUAUUCCGUGUAUCUUGCCGUACGUAAUGCCGCCUCCCAGGUAGACCAGAAGCCGGGUACUCCGGCCCAGCUGGCUUUUGUGCGGGUGUACUGUGGUCCUCUACCCACAUGUACAGUGACAACUGCCAGUCUCGCCUCGGCGCACAUUGACUACACAACCAAACCCGCCAUCAUCUUCCGAAUUGCAGCCAGGAACGAGAAGGGUUAUGGACCAGCCACACAAGUGAGGUGGCUACAAGAUGCCCAAAGUCCUGCGGGUACAAAGGUUGCCGUCAAACGAACACUUCCUGCAGCUACUGCCACAGCCGGAGAUGCAAGACAGCAGUUACAAGGCAUUGGCCCCAUCAAAAAAAUAAAAACAGAAGAGGAAAACGAACGACAGGGAUAGAGAGACCUCUCGUUGCUGUUAUAAUGGACAUGUUUAAGUUGAAAAUGGUUCAUUUGUCAAAAUCAUUCAUUUGUAAAUACUUCAUUCUUCGUUUCAUCCAUUUUGUACAAACACAUAUCGUUAGUCACUUUGCAUUUACAUUGUCUCCAUCUUCAUUAGAAAUGUAGAUGUCAUAUUUUCAAUACUUAAAUAUUUUUGUCUCGUAUACAUAUAUCUAAAUUACAUGGUUCUCUGCAGAUAGAAUUUCACUUGUUUGUUAGGGUAUUUGUAAAAUUAUUACUGAGCUAUUGUUUGUUCCAGUCUAUAUUUUCCCACAAACACUAAAACUACCAAUCAGUGUUCUGAUUGGGGAUCUGUAAGAAGACGAAUUUUCAGAAUCAAAUUAAACCACCACAAUUCAUCACGACAUAGGUAUUACAAAGAUUCUGUUUGUGACAAUUACCAAAAUAUGGAGUGAUCAGAAUGAACACCUUUAGUGGAUAAAUAGCAUUGAAGUUGAGGAAAAUCACAAGCAAUAAUAUGACACAGGAAGGGUUUUAUGAAAACACAGUUUCCUGUUUAGAUUUUCCAUAAAAAAAGGGUUAUGUCACAAACUGGACAGAUUAACUUUGUUUUGUUGGAUUGUCUCCAACAUCUAUCUGAUUAUAUAUUAAAUUUCUCAGAUUUUACAUAUUGUUUUGUUCUGUGCAUAUUGUAUUGCUUUAACAUUUGUCCAUGAUUGAAAAACCAACUGAACCCUAGGUAACUGAGCAUAGAUCUGACUGAGAAUCCUCCCCUCCUUGUCGCUAUUUAGUUAGAUUACAUCCCUAAUCAUUACCUGUACUUGUCAUUUCUGUUUCAUUUGUUGAAGUUCAGAUGUUAUACCUGGACUUUGCUCAAUCUUGUUCAUGGACUGCUGUUAUAAGUACUUUCAUUGUAAGCCACGUACCAGGUACAUCGAAUAAGAAAGUAGAACGAUCAAUUUUGCAUGUCCCACUUACGGAAGAACUGUAGUACCAAAAUGUUCAUACUUUUAAUGAGAGAACAAUACACAGGUACAAAUAGCACUGUUUAAAAACAAAAUCUAGCUUUCAAGGGAAAAAUUGAUUUUUAUUGACAUGACUGUUUCCAUCUUAUAAAAGGAUACCUGUAUGUCUAACAUGGUAUUUAAUCUGAGAAUGGGAUCUAAUAUAGCAAUUUCUGUUGUACAGUAAAUAAUUUGACUUGCCUCUAAAUUACCUGUAUUAUUUGUUGUUAAGGAAUGCCUCAUUUGUUUUUGUUGAAAUAGUGUAAACGUGUUCAGGACGUUUGCAUUAUAUACUUUUGUUGACCUUUUUUUUUUCCCCUGUUUAUUUUUUAAUGAGAGUAAAACGCAAUUUUGUUAUUUUGUACACACUUGUCAUGAUCAGAAUGAUUCAAGAAGUAAUAGGAGGUCCCCUGAGUUGGAUUGGUAUGGUGCGUUAGGUUUAUAGUGCUGUUAUUACCAGCCCAGGAACACAUUUUUGUAGGACUGGCUUUGUUAAGGUUUGAUGGGAGGUGUUUAAAAGACGAAGAAAAAAAUAUUAUGAUAUUAUGUAGUUAUUACACCAAAGUUCUCAUUAAAUCCAGAUUUGCUUCGUGACAUCACCCUCCGUACACUGUUAGGUUUCAUGGCAGAAACAAUGUGUACUUCUCUAACUUUGUAAGACACAACGGUUUUUAUUCAUCUCCUCCAGGUGUCACUUGUUACCAUUCAUAAUCAAUCAUCUACUUACCUUUAGCAUAAUGUAAAUAAUCACUCGUGUAGUUUACAUAAAACAUGAACAUCUUCCAGUACAUAUCAUGAAAUAGCAACCAUAAGUUACGAUUAUUUCUAUUUCCGAUAAUAUAGGACUGAAGUUUUAUAAUAUAGGACUGAAGGACUGAAGUUUUAAAAAAUAGGACUGAAGGACUGAAGUUUUAUAAUAUAGGACUGAAGUUUUAUAAUAUAGGACUGAAGGACUGAAGUUUUAUAAUAUAGGACCGAAGUUUUAUAAUAUAGGACUGAAGUUUUAUAAUACAGUAGGACUGAAGUUUUAUAAUAUAGGA